This is a messenger RNA of Eimeria tenella, 1719 nucleotides long. RefSeq lists its product as uncharacterized. The transcript has a single exon. Gene Ontology annotation, molecular function: protein kinase activity; ATP binding. Gene Ontology annotation, biological process: protein phosphorylation. The coding region runs from base 1 to 1719 and encodes 572 amino acids. The record is from RefSeq and is a predicted model, not a curated record. Lineage: Eukaryota; Apicomplexa; Conoidasida; Eucoccidiorida; Eimeriidae.
AUGUUUUCCAGAGGCGGUUCGGGCGUCUCGGAGGCCGGAAUCGGGGUCAAGUACGGGCCAGCGCCUGCGGAGGGGUCCUUCGGGAGCAACUCCCAGGGCCUGGAGGGGGCUGUAGGCGAGGAUCUGGAGGGUUUAGAAGGCAGCAAACUCCUCAUGUUUCCCCGCAGGUGGCGAAGGAGCCGCCCAGAGCUCUCUUCGCUCAUUUUGGGCCUCGUUGGAGUUGUGCUCUUCGCCAGUUUUACUCGGAGGGCCCUCCGGGCUGCAGCGCGAAGUGACCUGGGGGCCCCCGCGCGUGCCUUCGCUUCGGGGCCCCCCGCGCUGCUGCCCGCGCUGCGGCGCGCUGCGCUGCAGCCGCCUCCGCAGCAGCGGCGGGCGGGCGCCGCGCCGCUGCCGCUGCCGCCGCCGCCGCCGCAGCAGCAGCAGCAGCAGCAGCAGCAGCAGGCGCCCCCGGCGCGGCCCGCGGAGUUCUCCCCUCUCCGCAAGUUCGAGAGCUGGCUGUCUCCUUUGCUGCACAACGAAAGGGCCCUUUUGGCGGCCUGGAGGCCCCGCGAGCCCCUCCAUGACCAGUGGUCACACCAGCGGGCCCGGGCGGUGGCCCUGGCCCUGUCCAACGGCCAGGCGACUUCUCUGGAGGGCCUGGUUCUCACGCUGGACCCGGAGGGCCCCCCGGGGGGGCCCCCGGGGGGCCCCCAGGGCGGCCCCGCGCGGGGCCCCCCGGGGGGCCCCCUGGGGAGGAGGGGCCCCCGCGGGAAGGGGGGGGGCCCCCGGGAGCUGCGGGUGGUGAAGGUGUUGGGGUCGAACAACCGGCUGCUGGUGUUUUGGGGACAAGACGUGGAAAGUAAUGAAGAGUUUGCUGUUGAAGUUCCCGUAAUAAGUGAAGCUCGUUUGUUGAACUUCGACUCUGAAGAAGAGUUGGUGGGGACGGCGCUGGCGCGGAUAGAAGACGAAGCAGCAGCAGCGCAGGCGCGGGGCAGCAGCAGCAGCAGCGCAGCAGCAGCAGACAGGGGCCUCCUGGUGCCCCUGCAGCGCGCACGAGUGCGGGGGGCCCCCCCCUUCGCCAACUUGGAAGGGUUUUAUGUUUUCAACAAGUUGAGUUUGACGGAGAGGCCCCUGGGGACUCUGGGCGAGCUGCGGAGCCAGGCCCGCGGCACUUUUGCUGCUGCAGCAAACUACAUUGCGCGGCGGCUGCUGCACAUCGUGCUGCUGCUGGAGCGCAGCAAAGUGGGCCACGCAAACCUCCAGUGGAACAGCUUUUUCCUGCGCAAAGACGGGACUUUUGUCUUGGGAGAUUUGCGCAGCAGCGCAGCUUUUGGAGAGCCAGUGAGCCACUUGAUGGGGGCCAUAUCUGAGGCUUUGGAGCCCGAGCUGGCGCUCGAAGUUGCUGCAGCAAAGCCCAUUUUGCUGCAGCAAACCACCAACUUGUGGGGCCUCGGGCUGCUGCUCUUCGACCUCUUCACCGGCAGCAGCAAGCCCUACGGCGAGGGCGAGGGCCGCGGCUGGCUGGGGCGGGCUUCGCGCCUGGCCCGCAAGCUCCUCGCCGACGACGCAGCAGCAGCAGCAGCAGCAGCAGCAGCGCAGCAGCAGCUGCAGCAGGCCCAAGUCCCCCUCAGGUGGCAGCAGCUCAUCCUCCGCCUCCUCCACCCCCAACGCGCCCAGCGCAUUCGCGCGGCCGAAAUCGCCGAAGAGUUCCCAGACCUCCUCAGCCCCGCAACCGACUGA